AUGGCUGAUCAUCACCUUUUACACUACAACGACUCCGCCGGAGUCGGCAACAGAUUCGCCCGCAAAGGUGCUUUGCGGCAGAAAAACGUGCACGAAGUCAAAAACCACAAAUUUACCGCAAGGUUUUUCAAGCAACCGACCUUCUGCAGCCACUGUACGGACUUCAUAUGGGGAUUCGGCAAACAGGGAUUCCAAUGUCAAGUGUGCUGUUUUGUGGUCCACAAACGCUGCCACGAGUUUGUAACCUUCUCUUGUCCUGGAGCUGACAAGGGCCCCGACACGGACGAUCCCAGAAGCAAGCACAAGUUCAAGAUCCACUCUUAUGGCAGUCCCACGUUCUGCGACCACUGUGGCUCGCUGCUUUACGGUCUCAUCCACCAGGGCAUGAAAUGUGACACUUGCGACAUGAACGUACACAAGCAGUGCGUUGUCAACGUGCCCAGCCUGUGCGGGACGGACCACACGGAGCGCCGGGGUCGCCUCUUCCUCAAGAUCGAGGUCAGCGGCGACAGGCUACACGUCACAGUGGGCGAAGCCAGAAACCUGAUUCCGAUGGAUCCUAACGGUUUAUCGGACCCUUAUGUCAAACUAAAGCUCAUUCCAGACCCGAAGAACGAAACCAAACAGAAGACCAGGACCAUCCGUUCAUCUUUGAACCCGUGCUGGAACGAGUCCUUCACCUUUAAACUGAAAGUAUCCGACAAGGACCGCCGUCUGUCCAUUGAGGUGUGGGACUGGGACCGGACCACAAGGAAUGACUUCAUGGGCUCCAUGUCGUUUGGGGUGUCCGAGCUGAUGAAAGCACACACGUGUGGAUGGUACAAGUUACUUAACCAAGAAGAGGGCGAGUACUACAACGUGCCCAUCCCAGAAGUUGAUGACGUGGACUUGGAACUCCGGCAAAAGUUCGAGAAAGCAAAGAUGGGCCACGGCAAGAAAGUCAUCACGCCGUCGGACCACCGGCGCUUCAGCCUCCCCUCGGGAAACGCCGAGCGCCUGCGCCUGAGCGACUUUAACUUCCUGGCGCUGCUGGGUAAAGGGAGCUUCGGCAAGGUGAUGCUGGCAGAGAUGAAGUCCACCGAGGAGCUGUACGCCAUAAAGAUCCUCAAAAAGGACGUGGUCAUCCAGGACGACGACGUGGAGUGCACCAUGGUGGAGAAGAGGGUGCUAGCGCAGAGGGACAAACCGCCUUUCCUCACGCAGCUCCACUCCUGCUUCCAAACGCUGGAUCGACUCUACUUUGUAAUGGAGUACAUCAACGGAGGAGACCUCAUGUAUCACAUCCAGCGUAUGGGCAAGUUCAAAGAGCCUCAGGCCGUGUUUUACGCAGCAGAGAUUGCUGUUGGCCUUUUUUUCCUGCAUCGGAAGGGAAUUAUCUACAGGGAUCUGAAGCUGGACAACGUGAUGCUGGACUCGGAAGGUCACAUCAAGAUCGCCGACUUCGGCAUGUGCAAGGAGAACAUGUACGAAGGCAUGUCCACGCGCACCUUCUGCGGCACCCCCGACUAUAUCGCACCUGAGAUAAUAGCGUACCAACCAUAUGGAAAGUCAGUGGACUGGUGGGCGUAUGGAGUUCUUCUCUAUGAAAUGCUUGCAGGACAGCCGCCGUUCGAUGGCGAGGACGAAGACGAGCUCUUCCAGUCCAUCAUGGAACACAACGUAUCCUACCCCAAGUCCAUGUCCAAAGAAGCCGUGUCCAUCUGCAAAGGGCUGAUGACCAAACACCCCUCCAAGCGCCUCGGCUGCGGACCCGAAGGCGAACGUGACAUCCGGGAGCAGGCUUUCUUCCGACGCAUCGACUGGGAACGUCUGGCUAACAGGGAGAUACAGCCGCCCUUCAAACCCAAAGUGUGCGGCAAAGGAGCAGAAAACUUUGACAAGUUCUUCACGCGCACGCAACCCAUGCUGACGCCGCCCGACCAGAUGAUGAUCGCCAACAUCGACCAGAGCGAGUUUGCCGGAUUCUCCUAUAUCAACCCGCAGUUUAUCCACCCUUCCCUGCAUAGUGUGGUAUGA
Messenger RNA from Nerophis lumbriciformis (worm pipefish), 2016 nucleotides. NCBI's taxonomy places the organism in Eukaryota, Metazoa, Chordata, Actinopteri, Syngnathiformes, Syngnathidae. The record is from RefSeq and is a predicted model, not a curated record.